Molecule: messenger RNA, 756 nt
Organism: Lathyrus sativus (Indian pea)
Lineage: Eukaryota; Viridiplantae; Streptophyta; Magnoliopsida; Fabales; Fabaceae
Source: the annotation of a GenBank genome assembly
AUGGUGAACGAUGAUCUAGAGUUUGUUUUUGUUCCAUUGGGAUUAUUGGUGUUCUUUUUGUACCAUACUUGGCUUCUCUUCACCAUUAUUCGCGAACCUCAUCGAACUGUCAUUGGCUUAAACACAGAAUCUCGUCUUCAAUGGGUUCAGGCCAUGAUGAGUGAUCCCUGCAAGAAUGGUGUUUUGGCGAUCCAAACUAUCCGCAACAAUAUCAUGGCAUCGACUCUUCUUGCUACAACAGCGAUCACGUUAAGUUCACUGAUCGGUAUUUUCACUAGCAAUGGGUGGAAUUCUGAUGACACGUCUUCUAUAUUUCACAGCACUGCUGCAGUUAAACGAAUUUCGAUUACGGUUUGUUUCCUUGUAGCAUUUUUAUGCAAUAUUCAGUCUAUAAGAUGCUACUGUCAUGUCAGUUUUUUAAUCAAUGCGCCUACACUCAGAGAUAAAAAAGCGUAUAUGGAAUAUAUUUCUAAGACGUUGAAUCGGGGGAGUCAUUCGUGGUCACUUGGAUUGCGAGCGUUUUACUUGUCAUUUACUUUCUUCCUCUGGAUUUAUGGACCUAUACCGAUGUUUGCUUGUUGCUGCAUGACAUCAUUCUGUUUGUAUUUUUUGGAUACAACGGCUAGAAUCACGAGGGAUCUUCAUAGUGAUUCGUUCACGAAGGAGAGUAGUGAUGUAGAAUCUGGAUCGGAGCCUGAUUAUCAUCCUUUAGCCGGUGACGAUUUAGCUCAAAAUGCAGCUGUAGAUAAUGUGUAA